Daldinia caldariorum is the source of this 1387-nucleotide messenger RNA. RefSeq names its product SURF1-domain-containing protein. The coding region runs from base 185 to 1231 and encodes 348 amino acids. Gene Ontology annotation, cellular component: mitochondrion; membrane. Lineage: Eukaryota; Fungi; Ascomycota; Sordariomycetes; Xylariales; Hypoxylaceae. The transcript has 3 exons. The record is from RefSeq and is a predicted model, not a curated record. Gene Ontology annotation, biological process: mitochondrial respiratory chain complex IV assembly.
AAUCUGGUCAAUGACCAAUGAAAGAGUUUCACUUAUUGGAAGAAAACGAACGUCAUCGUCAAUGGCCGCGAUAACAAGAUAACAAGAAAAUAAAUUCAAUUAAUUACCUAGGUAGACCUAAGGUUAGGUUAGUAGGUACUUAGGUGAUUUUCGAAACUUAAGAUACACCACCACCCGCUCCGCCAUGAAGUCGCACGGGUGGCUAACACCCCAAUUACUCGCUCGGCGAGUCGAGCAAGCCCUCGAAGCCCAAGCUCGCGCAUCCAAACCCCAGAGCUACAGCACCCAGACCUCCUUUACCUCUACCUCCAUCUUCCGACCUUCCGACCUCCCCAGGAGUCGACCGCGGUCCUCGUUCCCCCUUAGCCGGCCCUUCACACACACCGCGCGACGACAACACCAGCACCGCUCGCCAGCCGAAGACCCAGCCUUCACCUCGAUCCUCGACAACCCGCCGGAGCUCGUGCGCGCGGGCCGGCGGCACGGGCCGGGCCUGAUCGUGCUCGCCAUCAUCCCCGUGACGGCGUUCGUGCUGGGCACGUGGCAGGUGCAGCGGCUGGGGUGGAAGACGGACCUGAUCGCCAAGUUCGAGGACCGGAUCGUGCGGGACCCGCUGCCGCUGCCGCCCCGCGUCGACCCGGACGCCAUCCACGACUUCGACUUCCGCCGCGUCACCGCCACCGGCAAGUACCGCCACGACCGGGAGAUGCUCGUCGGCCCCCGCAUUCGCGACGGCGAGCAGGGCUACAUGGUCGUCACGCCGCUCGAGCGCGCGGGCGACGGCGGCGCCACCGUCCUCGUCAACCGCGGCUGGAUAUCCAAGAAGUUCCGCGACCAGCGGAGCAGGCCCGAGUCCCUGCCUACGGAAGAGGUCACCGUGGAGGGUCUACUACGGGAGCCGUGGAAGAAGAAUAUGUUUACGCCUGAUAACCGCCCUGAUAAGAAUGAGUUCUACUUCCCCGAUGUCAAGCAGAUGGCUGCUUUGACGGGGAGCCAGCCCGUUUGGAUCGAGCAGACGAUGGAGCCGGGGUUACUCGAGACUCUGGACAUGGAAUCGAAGGGUAUUCCCAUUGGUAGACCUGCUGAGGUUAACCUGAGGAAUAACCACGCCCAGUAUAUCUUUACCUGGUAUGGACUUGCCGUGGCGACGUCGAUAAUGUUCUACAUGGUGGUGAAAAAGCCUCCCACCGAUAUCACGCGCCGAGUGAGGUUGAAUAGGGAAUGGUCGUAAACCCUCCUUACGAACGGAUAUGGGUUACACCCAUUUUGGUUAACUCACGACUUAGGAGGGAACUCAAGUAACUUCCUCUUCUUCCUCGACAUCCCCUUGUCGGGCCUGUCGUUUCUGAGGGGCUUUCGUUAGUGCAGGGACCGACAUUCGCAUCUC